UGUGGGGAAGUGUGAAUAUGCAGUUAAAUUUUGAAUUUUGAAUCUUCAGCUGGAAACCUUUCAACGUCUAUCAUUGGAAGUUCUAACCUAAAUUUUUAGUGACAGCGAAUGUUUGUUUUUCUGCUAAAGAUUUAAGUGGUUUUUCCAGUGAAUUUUGUGAUUUCUAAAGAUUGAACGGGCUGGAGUAUGAAUCUCCGGGGAUAUUUAAUUGGUGUCCAGCGUGGAUUUGAUGCACAAGAUGGACAUUUGCUGGGUGGAUUGAUAUCCCUGCAGGAUCAGCAUGUUCUGAACACAAAUCUCUUCACAGUGGACGAAUCCAAGGCUUCAAUGAUGAUUGUGGAGACAAUUGAGCCUCCCCUGGAUGAGAUUGUUUGUUGUCAUUUGAAAGUGUUGAGAGCUUUGGAGAAGAAUCCAAGGGAUGUCCAUGAGGCUUACAAACAGCAAACAGCCUGCGUACAGGGAGUUGUAAAACUGCUCCAGGCUCUCAAAGAAGAGAACUGGUGCCUCCCAAUUAUGUACAGUUCUUGCCUGGAUCUCAGGCUACUGGCCCAGAAGUGCGAAGAGAGUGGAAUUAGUACGAAACCUGGAGAGAUUCUGGAGAAAGCAGCUGAAGGAUUAAUGGCAUGCUUCAGAGUUUGCACGGCAGACAAUAGAUCAGCAGACGAAGACACAAAGAGACACGGGAUGCUAAAUCUGGUCAAUCAAUUGUUCAAAGUUUACUUCCGGAUUAACAAAUUGCACCUCUGCAAACCACUAAUUCGAGCAAUUGAAAGUUCAGCUUUCAAAGAUACUUUUCCACUGGCUGAACAAAUUACCUACAAAUAUUUUGUGGGCAGGAAAGCCAUGUUCGAUUCAGACUACAAGUGUGCAGAAGAGUAUCUAACAUUUGCUUUUGAGAUGUGCCCAAAGAUUUACACAAAGAACAAAAGACUAAUUCUGAUUUAUUUGGUGCCGGUGAAGAUGCUUCUGGGCUACAUGCCGAAGCAGGAGAUUCUUAAGAUGUAUGACGUUCUGCAGUUCUAUGAGCUGGCUUGUGCCCUGAGGGAGGGCAAUGUGAGAAAAUUUGAUGAUGUCAUUGCCAAGCAUGAAGCAUUUUUCAUCAAAUUCGGCAUUUAUUUGCUGGUGGAGAAACUGAAGAUUAUCGCAUAUAGGAAUCUCUUUAAGAAAGUCUACCUCAUUAUGCAGACACAUCAGCUGGAUCUGCAGGCAUUUGUCCAGGCGCUGGAAUUUGUGGGAAAGAGUGAUAUCAAUAUGGAUGAGACGCAAUGUAUUGUGGCCAAUUUGAUUUAUGAAGGAAAAAUUAAGGGAUAUAUAUCGUAUCAGCAUAACAAAUUAGUUGUCUCCAAGCAGAAUCCCUUUCCGACGCUCACUGUCAAUUCUGUGUGAAAAAUUUGCCCUCCACAGCCCCUUUUUAGCCGGGGUGACAAGAGGGUUUUCUUUGUAUUAACAUUGAGAGAUCAUUAAAUGAGAAAAGAUGACGAAGAGAUGAAAA
Phlebotomus papatasi is the source of this 1492-nucleotide messenger RNA. It is a transcript of the gene PCID2, whose product is annotated as PCI domain-containing protein 2 homolog. Lineage: Eukaryota; Metazoa; Arthropoda; Insecta; Diptera; Psychodidae. Gene Ontology annotation, biological process: poly(A)+ mRNA export from nucleus; post-transcriptional tethering of RNA polymerase II gene DNA at nuclear periphery; transcription elongation by RNA polymerase II. The transcript has 3 exons. Bases 187 to 1386 code for a protein of 399 amino acids. Gene Ontology annotation, molecular function: double-stranded DNA binding; RNA binding. The record is from RefSeq and is a predicted model, not a curated record. Gene Ontology annotation, cellular component: transcription export complex 2.